UCCAUUUCACUCCUCACUGAGCCUCACUGGCUUUAGGGGCUAAAACCUCUUUCAGGACACUUUCAGGCGGGACAGAAAGAAGGGUUUGGGGACCACUAUGUUCUCAUCACAGCAGAAACUAAAAAUGCCUAGGAAGAUGGUCGUGAUCUUUGGAGCCUCAAAUGUUCUUUGGAUGGUGUUUGCUGUUUCUCAAGCUUUUAAAAUGGAAAUCUUCCCUGAACACAGAGUUAUUGCUCAGAUCGGUGAUGUCAUUUCACUCACUUGCAGUACAACAGGCUGUGAGCCCCCAUCUUUCUCCUGGAGAACCCAGAUAGACAGUCCGCUGAAUGGGAAGGUGAGAAAUGAGGGGAACAGCUCCACGUUGACCAUGGAUCCUGUUAGUUUCAACAAUGAACAUGCUUACGUGUGCACAGCAACUUGUGGAUCUAAGAAACUGGAAAAAGGAAUUCAGGUGGAGAUUUAUUCUUUCCCUAAGGACCCAGAGAUCCAUCUGAGUGGCCCCCUAGAACUUGGGAAGCCAGUCACAGUCACGUGUAUGGUCCCUGAUGUUUACCCAUUUGACAGGCUGGAGGUAAAUUUGAUGAAGGACGAUGAGCUCUUAAAGAAUAAGGAAUUCCUAGAGCCUAUGGAAAGGAAGUCCCUGGAGACCAAGAGUUUGGCGGCAACCUUCAUUCCUACCAAUGAGGAUAUUGGGAAAGCUCUUGUUUGCCAAGCGAAAUUAAACAUUGAUGAAUUUGACUUUGAACCCAAAGAAAGGGAGACUGCAAAAAAACUGCAAGUCUACAUCUCACCCAAGAACACAGUUAUCUCUGUGAGUCCCUCCACGAAGCUGCAAGAAGGUGGUUCUGUGACAAUGACAUGUUCCAGUGAGGGUCUUCCAGCCCCACAGAUUUUCUGGAGCAAAAAAUUAGAUAAUGGGAAUGUACAGCUCCUUUCCGGGAACGCAACUCUGACUUUAAUUGCUAUGAGGAUAGAAGAUUCUGGAAUUUAUAUGUGUGAAGGAGUCAAUCAGGUCGGGAAAGAUGGAAAAGAGGUGGAAUUAAUUGUUCAAGAGAAACCAUUCAUUGUUGAGAUCUCCCCCGGACCCCAAGUUAUUGCUCAGAUUGGAGAAUCAGUUGUGUUGACAUGUGGUGUCACAGGCUGCGAGUCCCCAUCUUUCUCUUGGAGAACGCAGAUAGACAGCCCUCUGAGUGGGCAGGUGAAGACUGAAGGGAGCAAGUCUACGCUGACACUGAGCCCUGUGAGUUUUGAGAACGAACAUUCUUACCUGUGCACUGUGACCUGUGGCCUGAAGAAACUGGAAAAGAGAAUUAGUGUGGACCUCUACUCAUUCCCUAGAGAUCCAGAGAUUGAGAUGAGUGGUCUACUCGUGAGUGGAAACCCAGUCACUGUGAGCUGUGAGGUUCCUAAUGUGUAUCCUUCUGACCGGCUGGAGAUUGAGUUAUUUAAGGGGGAGAGUAUCAUAGAGAGUAAAACCUUUCUGGAGGACAUGGACAAGAAAUCUCUGGAGACUAAGAGUUUGGAUAUGACCUUCAUCCCCACCACUGAAGAUACUGGAAAAGUUCUUGUUUGUCUGGCUCAGUUACACAUUGGUGAAAUGGAAUUUGAACCCAAACAAAGGCAGAGUACACAGAUGCUUCAUGUUAACGUUGCCCCCAGGGAUACAACCAUCUUGGUCAGCCCCUCCUCCAUCCUGGAGGAAGGUAGUUCUGUGAAUAUGACGUGCUCUAGCAAUGGCCUCCCAGCUCCGAAAAUCCUGUGGAGCAGGCAGCUAAAUAAUGGGGAUCUACAGCCUCUUUCUGAGAAUUCAACUCUCACCUUAACUUCUACCAAAAUGGACGAUUCUGGUAUUUAUGUGUGUGAAGGGAUUAACCAGGCAGGCAUAAGCAGAAAAGAAGUCGAAUUAAUUAUCCAAGUUGCUCCGAAAGACAUACAACUUAUAGCUUUUCCUUCUGAGAGUGUCAAGGAAGGAGACACUGUCAUUAUCUCCUGUACAUGUGGAAAUGUUCCAAAAACUUGGAUAAUCCUGAAGAAAAAAGCAGAGACGGGAGACACAGUGCUAAAGUCGAGAGAUGGUGCAUAUACCAUCCACAAGGUCCAGUUAGAGGAUGCGGGAGUGUACGAAUGUGAAUCUAAAAAUGAGGCUGGCUUGCAAUUAAGAAGUUUAACCCUCGAUGUUAAAGGAAGAGAAAAUAACAAGGAUUAUUUUUCUCCUGAACUUCUUGUGCUCUAUUGUGCAUCUUCCUUAAUAAUACCGGCCAUUGGAAUGAUCAUCUACUUUGCUAGAAGAGCCAACAUGAAGGGGUCAUAUAGUCUCGUAGAGGCACAGAAAUCAAAAGUGUAGCUAAUGUUUGAAAUGUUCAACUAGAGACACUAUUUAUCCAUCCAGAUGCUUAAUACUGCUCAUCAUUCCAUGAGGAAAACCAGCUAAGAGUACAGACUUCC
Lontra canadensis (Northern American river otter) is the source of this 2445-nucleotide messenger RNA. It is a transcript of the gene VCAM1, whose product is annotated as vascular cell adhesion molecule 1. The record is from RefSeq and is a predicted model, not a curated record. Gene Ontology annotation, molecular function: integrin binding. NCBI's taxonomy places the organism in Eukaryota, Metazoa, Chordata, Mammalia, Carnivora, Mustelidae. The coding region runs from base 98 to 2344 and encodes 748 amino acids. The transcript is spliced from 9 exons. Gene Ontology annotation, biological process: cell-cell adhesion. Gene Ontology annotation, cellular component: membrane.